CUCCCACAUUCACACCUCUCGAUAUAACGCAGAAAGCUGAUAGCAGCGAAUCCCCAAGACAUUGCCUCGCCGCCGCCGGUGAGCUUUGAAGGUUCGGUACGUCGUCGUUUUGGACUCCGGUUGCUUGGUGUGUCAGUUACAGCUGUUUAAUUUCCUCCGACUGCUCCACAUGCUCUUCUUUGUCCUUUUUAAUCUAGCGACCCGUCGUUUUAGCCUAGAUCUUGUCACUUUGUUCAUUAUUCCUUCUCCUCUUUAGCCUUGUCUCCUCGUCUUGUUCCUUUCUCUCUCCCAGGUUCUUCCAUUUCUUCAGUUCAGGCCAUUUCCUCACUCUUCGUCCGUUUCUUGCAGCCGUUUUUAGCUCCGAUUGCAGCAUUGCCUUGGAUUUCCGGCUCGGCUUGCUGAACACAAUUGUGCAUUAGGGAAGUACUGAAUUAGUUUUCCACCAUCUUUGAUGCAGAGCAAGUCAUUUUGUAAAAGUUUCUUCAUUUGAUCGUUCUAGUUGGAGAAAUUAGAGUUUUCAAGCAUGAAGGAGGUUGACAAAAGGAAAACUACAAAUACUAAAGCCACCAAGCGUUCCGGAAGAACUGAAAGGAGAGAUCCUAAGCUGAACCAAGGGAAUACUGGCAAGACAUUGAACGGAAAAGGAACUGAAUCUAAAGAGUCUCAAGCUAGGACAGUCCCUGGUACCCUAGUAAGUGAUAUGAACAUGAGUACAGAGGCCUUGGUAGUUGAUAAUAAUGUGGACAUACAUUACGUGAGUGAUGUGAAAAAGAUCGUGGAUGCUCCUCGAGAUUUACAAGCAAACUCGAUGAUUUCAAUAGAGAACGAUGAUGAAGAUUCAGAUGAUCAUUCUAGUGAUUUGGAACAAGAAGCAAAGCAGGGGAAUGAAGAGGUGUCAGACUGUGAGACCAUAAAGGAUUCGGUAUCAUCUCAAGGGGAAUCGACUACCUCUGCGGAUGACAUAAGCCCUUCAAGGGUUCCCAAAAUUAUUGGAAGAAAAAAGCCCUCAGAGGAUUCUAUUGGAUCCAUGGAGAGAUCUGUUCGUGAAUCUAGUAAGUCAAAAUCCAAGGAUCACACUCACAAAGAGUCCAGUACGUUACACAAAGGGCCUUCUGGAGUUACCACUAAAUGUUCUACUAUAGAUGAUGCUAGCACUAUGGGAAGUCCCAUGAAACCUUCUUCAGAAUCAUCUGAGGUGGUUGAUGACAAGAUUGUCAAAGAAAUAAGAGGAAGUGACAUUGUGGAUAGGUCUACCAAUGGUGCCCAGAGUGGUGGAAGUGACAAUCAAACCAUAGAUGCGGAUAAAAUUGAUGAACAAGAGGAUGUCACAGCUUUGGAACAGAAGGUUGAAGAAAUGGAAAUGAGAAUUCAAAAACUUGAAGAAGAACUGCGAGAAGUUGCUGCUCUUGAAAUUUCCUUAUACUCUGUGGUACCGGAGCAUGGGAGCUCUGCACAUAAAGUACACACACCUGCUCGGCGCAUUUCUCGACUUUAUAUUCAUGCUUGCAAACAUUGGACUCAGGAAAAGCGAGCCACAAUUGCUAAGAAUACUGCAUCAGGGCUUGUUCUUAUUGCAAAGUCCUGUGGUAGUGAUGUUGCCAGGUUGACCUUCUGGUUAUCCAAUACUGUUGUGCUAAGGGGGAUCAUAUCUCAAGCAUUUGGCAGUUCACGUCACUCAGGUCCUUUUUCUAAGUAUGAGUCUAAUGGUACUAGCAAGAGAAAUGAUGUGAAGUCUGCGGCACUGAGAUGGAGGGGCAAUCCUGGUACUAAACAAAUGAAUGGCUUCACGCAGUUUGCUGAUGACUGGCAAGAGACAGGAACCUUCACAGCAGCAUUAGAAAGAGUUGAAUCCUGGAUUUUUUCUCGGCUAGUUGAGUCCGUGUGGUGGCAGGCUUUGGCUCCACAUAUGCAAUCUCCAGUUGAGCAUUCAUCAAGUAAUAAGAUAGCAAGGUUGUUGGGACCUGCCCUGGGUGAUCAAAAUCAGGGGAGCUUUUCUAUUAACCUGUGGAAAAACGCUUUCCAGGAUGCUUCUCAACGACUCUGUCCUGUUCGAGCUGGGGGACACCAGUGUGGCUGCCUGCCUGUGUUGUCAAGAAUGGUCAUGGGACAAUGUGUUUCCAGGCUAGAUGUUGCAAUGUUCAAUGCCAUUCUGCGUGAGUCAGUACAUGAGAUUCCUACUGAUCCAGUGUCAGAUCCCAUUCUUGAUUCGCGAGUUCUACCUAUUCCUGCUGGUGAUUUGAGUUUCAGAUCUGGCGCUCAACUAAAAAAUUCUGUUGGAAAUUGGUCUAGGUGGCUAAGUGAUAUGUUUGGCAUGGAUGCUGAUGAUUCCCUGCAAGAAAAUCAGCUUGGAAAUGAGGACAAUGACAAGCAGAGCGGAGAUGCUGAACCAAAAUCCUUUCUUCUUCUCAAUGCCUUGAGUGAUCUCCUGAUGCUUCCAAAAGACAUGCUUAUGGACCGCUCAAUCAGAAAGGAGGUGUGCCCAUCAAUUAGUCUUCCAGUAGUUAAGCGAAUACUCUGCAACUUCACUCCAGAUGAGUUCUGUCCAGAUGCUGUUCCAGGAGCUGUAUUGGAAGCACUGAAUGCUGAGAGUAUUGUGGAGCGGAGAUUGUCUGGAGAAUCUUCGAGAAUCUUCCCUUAUACAGCUGCACCAGUUGUGUACAACCCUCCUUCCUCAGUUGAUGUGCCAGAGAAAGUUGCAGAAGCAGGGGAGAGAUCUCCAAUGGAAAGGAGCGUGUCGGCUAUACAGAGGAAGGGAUAUACAAGUGAUGAGGAGCUAGAGGAGCUGGAUUCCCCUCUUAUAGCCAUUGUUGACAACUUACCAUCAUCUCCAACUUUUAUAGCAAAUGGAAACGGGAACGGAAAACAUGAGGAAACAGGUCACAGCUGCAUGAAUGCAAGGUAUGAUCUCCUUCGGGAAGUCUGGUCCGCGUAGAAGAAAUUAUGCAGAUGUAUACCUGUAGUUUCCUUAUACGGUGAGGAAUGGGAGAACUCUGUUCAGUAAUGUGAAUAAUAUGAAAGGCAAAUAUCAAGACAAUUCUGAAAUACUUCUCGUUAUACCGAGGUUUG
Molecule: messenger RNA, 3066 nt
Organism: Argentina anserina (silverweed cinquefoil)
Lineage: Eukaryota; Viridiplantae; Streptophyta; Magnoliopsida; Rosales; Rosaceae
Exons: 10
Coding region: 524-2932 (802 amino acids)
Cellular component (GO): nuclear pore
Source: RefSeq, a predicted model, not a curated record